Messenger RNA from Pomacea canaliculata, 1389 nucleotides. Its product is annotated as neurofilament heavy polypeptide-like. Lineage: Eukaryota; Metazoa; Mollusca; Gastropoda; Architaenioglossa; Ampullariidae. The annotation marks the transcript as partial. The record is from RefSeq and is a predicted model, not a curated record. The transcript has 6 exons.
AGCAAGAGCCCAAGAGCCAAGAGCCCAAGAGCAAGAGCCAGAAGCCCAAAGCAAGAGCCAAGAGCCCAAGAGCCCAAGAGCCAAGAGCCCAAGAGCCAAGAGCCCAAGACCCAAGAGCCCAAGACCAAGAGCCCAGAGAGCCAAGAGCCAGAGCCCAAGAGCCCAAGAGCCAAGACCAAGACCCAAGAACCCAAGAGCCCAAGAGCCAGAAGAAGCCCAAGAGCAAGAAGCAGAGCCAAAGCAAGAGGCCAAGAGCGCAAGAGCCCAUAUAGCCAAGAGAGCCCAAGACCCAACCCAAGAGCCCAGAGCCAUAGAGCCGCAAGGCCCAAGAGCCCAGCCCCAAAGCCCAAAGCCCAAAAGGCCCACAGCCCCGAAGAGCCCAAGCCCAGAAGCCAAGACCCAAGACCAAGAGCCCAUAGAAGCCCAGCCCUAAGAGCCCCCAAGGAGCCAAGAGCCAAGAGCCAGAGCCCAGACCCAAGAGCAAAGCCCAAGAGCCCAAGAGCCCAAAGAGAGCCCAAAGUCCAGGCCCAAGAGCCCAGCCAAGAGCCCAAAGCCCAAAGCCCCAAUAACCCAAGAGCCCCCAAAAGCCCUAAGAGCCCAAGACCAGAGCCCACCCCCAAGGAGAGCCAAGAGCCCAAGAGCCAAGAGAGCCAAGAGCCCAAGAUGUCCCAAGAGCCACAGCCCGACCAGGCCCAAGGAGCCAAAGCCCAAGAGCCCCAAGGACGCCCUCAAGAGCAAGAGCCCAAGAGGCUAAGAGCCAAGAGGCCCAAGCAAAGCCCAGAGCCUCAAGACGCCCAAACACCAAGAGCAAGAGCCCAGCCCAAGAGCCAAGAGCCAGCCAAGAGCAGCUCCAAGAUUCCCAGAGCCAAGAGCCCAGACCCAAGAGCCCAGAGCAAGACCCCAAGCAAGGAGCUAAUGAGCCCAAGAAGCCCCAGGAGCCCGAGCCAAGAGCCCAAAGCCACAAAGCCAAGAGAGCGAGCCCAGAGAGAGCCCAGAGCCCAGCCAAAGACGCCCAAGGCCCAAGCCAGGAGCCCAAGAGCCCAGAAAAAGAGCCCAAGAAUCCCAAGCCCAAGUAGCCCAAGAGCCAAAGCCCAGAGCCCAAGAGCCCAGAGCCAGGAGCCCAGCGCCAAUUGGCCCAAGAGCCCAAAGAGCCUCAAGAGCGCCCAGACCCAAGAGCCAAUGACCACAAGACCCAAGAGCCAAAGCCCCAAUGAUGUACCCCAAAUGGUGCCAAUAGCCCAAGUACGCCAAAGCCCAGCCAAGAGCCAUAGAGCCACAGAGCGGUCAAGGCAUCACACGAUCGACAACGAAAGCUUUAAGAGACCCACAGCAGCCCAAGUAGCCACCCAAGAGCCCAAAGAGCCCCAUGUAUGCCCAAAGAGCACAUGA